CCUAGCAUGAAAUCGACAUAAAACACGAAAAUCGACUCUCAAAAGGUUCAAGAAUGGUGGUCAAAACAUGUGCAAAUGAUGGUCUAUCACUAAACAACCUCCCACCUCGUUCAAUCUCCUCAUGGGACGAUCUUCUCAACAAAUUCAUGACCCGCUACUACCCGCCUUCGAAGACGGUAGAGUGGAGAAAGAAGAUCACCCAUUUCAAGCAAGAGGAAGACGAGACCUUGAGUGAUGCUUGGGAGAGAUUCUCCGAUUACUUUCUUCAAUGCCCUCACCAUGGGUUCGAGGAACAGUUUCGGAUUGAAACUUUCUACGGUAGUCUAAUCAAAGAAGACAUGAUUCUCAUUGACUCAUUAUGUCAAGGGAAAUUGAUGAAUAUGACUCCACCGCAAGUGACCAAAUUGCUCGAGGACAUGGCCCUCAAAGGGUACGAUUGGGGUUUGACAAGGAGCGAGAGAAAAAGUAAUGAUAGGGGAGUGAGAAGCGUGGGAGCGAGCGCUCCACUUGAGGCAAAGUUGGACAAGUUGAUAGAGGUAAUUCUUGAAGAUAAAAAGCAAGGAAAGAGACCGGUGAUGUCUUGUGAUUGGUGUUCAAGCACUAACCAUGAGAUGGCGGAGUGCCAAGAAAUGAAGGAGGCAACCACUCUGGAGGAGCAAGUCAAUUUCGUGGCAAAUGCUAGGGCCAACAACCCGUAUAGCAAUACUUAUAAUCCCGAAUAGAGGAAACACCCAAAUUUUGCUUGGGCAUCACCGAAUAAUCCGAGGCCUCGGGUUUUCAAGGCCCAACGGGAAAUUACCAACCUCGGCCGACCUUCAUCCAACAAAGGCCUCAAGUCCAA
Linum trigynum is the source of this 841-nucleotide messenger RNA. The record is from the annotation of a GenBank genome assembly. Lineage: Eukaryota; Viridiplantae; Streptophyta; Magnoliopsida; Malpighiales; Linaceae.